Molecule: messenger RNA, 3303 nt
Organism: Clarias gariepinus (North African catfish)
Lineage: Eukaryota; Metazoa; Chordata; Actinopteri; Siluriformes; Clariidae
Product: sarcalumenin-like
Exons: 7
Coding region: 29-1999 (656 amino acids)
Molecular function (GO): GTP binding
Source: RefSeq, a predicted model, not a curated record
GCUUGUCACCCCUGGCAGUCGAAAAAAAAUGAAGCUUGUGCUGUCCUGCCUGUUCGCCCUGCUGGCCCUCACCACAGCCGAUUCGGUGAGUGAGGUGCCUGAAGAUGAAGCACUGGUGCGUCUGCAGCUGCAGCCAGAGGCCGACAUGUUCCCCUGCUGUGACGGCACAGAGGAGAUCAGCCAGAGUUCCUCUAAUGACACACCUGCACCUGAGCGAACUGUUUGCCAGCCCUGCAGCUCUGGUUCGAAGUUGGUCCCUCCAACCAGAGGGGAUGGAACCAGUGAGGAGGAGGACAGUGACAACGAUGAGAUGGUUUCAAGUGAAGCAGCUGAAGGGCUGAGUGAAGAGGAAGUAGAAGAAGCAUCUGAAGAAGCUGAGAUGGUGGAAGAGGAUGAUGAUGAGUCUACUGAGGGAGAUGCAACUGAUAAGGUUUCAGAAGCAGAAGCAGAUCUAGUAGACACUAAGUUGACUAUCCCUAAGGAAGUAAAAGAACCAGGAAAGGAACCAGAUGUGAAGAAAUCAGAGUUAAAGAAGCCAGCUCUCAAAAGCUCAGCAAAAGGAAAGAACCCUCCAGUGGGUCCUAAGAUGAGGGACCGGUCUCACCUUGAGAACACGCUACGUCUGACGACGACUGACCCUGCACAGCGCUUUUCAGCCAUCGUGAAGAAGCUGCAACACAUUUACCACACAGCCAUCAAGCCUUUGGAGGAGGUGUACAAGUAUCAGGAGCUCAGGCAGCAUGAGGUCUCAGAUGUUGAAAUCGCCUCCAAACCCAUGGUGCUGUUUCUGGGCCCCUGGAGUGUUGGCAAGUCCACCAUGAUCAACUAUCUGCUGGAUCUGCACAACAAACCACAAGAACUCUACACAGGUGCCGAGCCCACCACCUCCGAGUACAUGGUCAUAAUGCAUGGCGAGAAAGUGCGCACCAUUGAGGGCAUCGUAAUGGCAACCGACCCCUCCCGCUCGUUUUCAACCCUGGAGAAGUUCGGUCAGGGUUUCCUGGAGAAACUGGUGGGCAUUGAGAUGCCACACAAGCUGCUGGAGCGGGUCACGCUAGUAGAUACACCAGGGAUCAUCGAGAACCGCAAGCAGCAGGAAAGAGGUUAUCCCUAUAACGAGGUGUGCCAGUGGUUCAUCGAUCGAGCAGACCUGAUCUUCCUGGUUUUCGACCCCACCAAGCUGGAUGUGGGCCUGGAGCUAGAGACGCUUUUCAGGCAAAUGAAAGGACGUGAGUCGCAAAUCCGCAUCAUCCUGAACAAAGCUGACAGCCUGGUGCCGCAGGAGUUGAUGCGUGUGUAUGGUGCUCUCUUUUGGAGCCUGGCACCACUGAUCAACGUGACAGAGCCUCCACGUGUUUACGUCGGCUCGUUCAGGCCUCAGGAGUACACAAUUGAUGCUGUCCAAAAACUAUUCAUUCAUGAGGAGGUCUCCCUCCUGGAGGACCUGAAGCAGGCCAUCGAGAACCAGCUGGAGAACAAAAUCGCCUUCCUGCGGCGCCACGCUAUCCGUGUUCGUGUUCAUGCUCUCCUGGUUGACCGUUAUCUCCAAACAUACCAUGAGAGGCUUGGCUGGUUUGGUGACCCACAUGAGGUGAUGAAGGACAUCGUGGAUGAACCCGACCGGUUCUACAUCUACAAAUCAGUGCUGGCCAAAACUAACGUGAGCAAGUUUGAUCUCCCAGAGCCAGAGGUGUACCAGGACUUUUUCAAUGUAAACCCACUGAAAGAGUUCAAGCUCCUGCAGAAGCAUUGUGGCUGGAGGAAUGGGUGCUUGUUGGAGAAGAUCGAGAGCGCCAUCACACGGGAGCUGCCUGGUUUGCUGGCCAGUCUUGGCAAAACAGAGGAGGCGCCAAAGGUGGAGAAGACCAAGGUUGAGGAGAAGCCCAAAGUAGAGGAGAAGCCCAAGGUAGAGGAGAAACCCAAAGUGCAGGAGAAACCCAAAGUAGAUGAGAAGAUCAAGGUAGAGGAGAAACCCAAGAACCCCUGGAGAAGGCAUUGAAGGAGGCAGUGAGGGAGAGGACAGGGGGUGGAGGUGGAGGUUCAUAUUUUUGGGUUGUACAACAGCUUCCAUCCAUACUGGACUCAGGGCAUUGAGCUACUAAAAGUGUGAAUACAUAAACAACACAUUAAAUAAAGGCAUUAAUUAAUAAAGAGAUAUUGAAUAGAGGAUUGACUGACUGAAUGGAUGGAUGGAUGGAUGAAUGGAUGGAUGGAUGGAUGGAUAAGUGAUCAGAAUCAGUGGAUGGAUGAAUGUAUAAUUGAUUAGUGCACGUACGGAUGUAUAUCUAGAUGAAUGAGUGGAUGAAUGAACGAUCAGUGAGUGAAUAAAUGGAUGGAUGGAUGAAUGUUUGAUAAAAAUAUUGUUUUGGGUUGCACAACAGAUUAAUCUGGACUCAGGGCAUAGAGCCACUAAAAAGUAUGAAUACAUAAAUAAAGCAUUCUAUGAAGGCAUAAAUGAAGAAAUAUAAAUAAAAUAAAGAAAUGAAUGACUGAAUAAAUGAAUGCACUGCAAAAAUGAUAUCUUAGCAACUGAACUAUUCUUGAAUCUAGCCAAAUCUAUCUAUCAUUUCUUAAAACAUGUUUACAACAAACCCAAAAAUAAAAUUAUUAAGAUUAGUUCUAGUCAUGUUAUUAAAAAAUUGUAAGAGAAAAUGUCUUGCUUUAAGUUUUGAUUCUUUCAAUAAAUACAUAAAUUUCUGCAAGUAUCCAAAUUUUCUGCCAAUGGAACAAUCGUAGCUUGAAAUUGUAAUGUUUGAUUAGAAGUAAGCCUUAUAAUCCUAUAUUUGGUUUGUUGUAAGAAAUUGUAGAUGAAUGUAUAUAUAAUGAACUAUAUUUAGAUAUUUUUAUUUGCUAAGAUAUAAUUUUUUACAGUGUGAUUAGUGGAUGGAUGGAUGGAUGGAUUCUGGAUAAAAAAUUAACAGGAACUAAGUUUUUUUUUUUUUUUUUCAGUCAAAGCCGCAAACAGUCUAAUCAAAAGUGAAGAAAAUAAAAAUACAUUAUAAUCAGAUUUUAUUGGACAGAAGUGUGUGGUUUAUUUAUAUACAAGAAGUUAAAAACACGACUUCACGUUUUCUUUUCAGUUUUACACCUUACAGUAUUUUUCACUUUUCCUUCACACAGUGUAUCAGGAUUGAUGUUUAUUAAACUGUCACUUAGUCUUUACAGAGCACAACUCGGUUUUUUAACUUCACCAUACUGUACAUUUGCCUCCUGAAUAUUUUCUCAUAAGAAGCUCAUUUUGACGAAAGUGUGUAGCACUGCAUGUAAAAUGUAACUUUUAAUUAAAGCUUGACCUGUUCUUCA